UUUAGUGGGCGCACACAAGGUCACCUUACGUGCAGUAUGGGACCUUUACCUUGGGGCCUCUAUAAGAGUCGUUGUGAAGUGACGGUGUUAAUCAGCUGACACUAGUCUGCGCUUCGCCAUGACUGCUCAGGAGAACGGCAAUGCUGGAAUGGGAGGCGAUACUCGUGAAGCCAAGGAGCAUAACAGUGGUGACAAUAUCCCAGUAAAUGUUGAUAAGUGCUCGUAUAUUCGUGUACCUGAUGAUUACGUAAAGGCUCAUGGACACGAGAGUGACAGCGUGGAUCUUAAGGAUGCGGACGGAUUGAAGCUGUGCUCGGAACCUGAUGCUGAGGAUAAUGAUGGGGAUGAGGAGGAUGAGGAUGAAGGUCUUCCUGUCGACAGAGGCUGGGCGUGGAUUAUUCUGGCAGGUAGUUUCAUCAAUAUUGGCUUGAUGAUCGGCUAUAGCCGUGGACUUGCCAUGCUGUUUGUUGAGUAUCUGAAAGUAUUCGGCGCAUCGACGGCUAAAACAACACUUCUAAUGGGAGUCAAUGCUGCGUUUUACAGCUUCGGUGCUCUUAUUUCCAUGCAUAUAAUCGUCAGUUUAAUCGGGAUCAGAAAGACCUUACUUCUUGGAGCAACAAUAACAUGCAUUGGAAUGAUGACAGCUAUCUUCGCAACAAGCAUCGACUUUCUUAUUGGGACACACAGCAUAUUAAUCGGACUCGGGAACUCUAUGAUUUAUGGACCAUCUAUGGUAAACAUUGGCCAUUAUUUCAAGAAACGCCGAGGCCUGGCAUCAGCAGCCGCAAUGUCAUCAGUCAGCUUCGGCGGGAGUGUAUUUCCGCCAUUAGUUAGAUAUCUCUUGGAUGAGUUCGGUCUCUUUGGUACCAUGACUAUUCUGACCGGUAUUGUCAUGAACAUGUUCGUCGGGGCUGCCGUCCAAAGACCAUUGGAAUCGUUCAGAAAGAAGACACCUGUCAAAAAACCCCACAACGGAAAAGGAUAUAACCCCACAUCUCAAGGAACACCCCAAAUCUUUGGUUAUCAGUGAGUUAAAGAGGAACGAGAUC
Molecule: messenger RNA, 1049 nt
Organism: Haliotis rubra (blacklip abalone)
Lineage: Eukaryota; Metazoa; Mollusca; Gastropoda; Lepetellida; Haliotidae
Product: monocarboxylate transporter 14-like
Exons: 4
Coding region: 119-1030 (303 amino acids)
Biological process (GO): transmembrane transport; monocarboxylic acid transport
Molecular function (GO): monocarboxylic acid transmembrane transporter activity
Source: RefSeq, a predicted model, not a curated record